GCGGCGCGGCGCUUGUGGCCGCGAUGCUGAAGGGCUGCGCGCCCCCUCAGACGCGGCAGCGGGCUCCAGCCCUGGGGAGCAGCCACCCCGCCUGCUGAAGACUGAAACUUUGCGUCCCCGUCGCUCCCUCUCCUCCCUCUUCCUCUCGCCCUUCUCCAUGCGCUGAGCGGCCGCGGGGCGCCCGCUCGGCCCUAUGGACGCCUUCAGCGCUGCCAAGGCCAAGAUGGGGGCGAAGAGCGGCGGCGAGGCGGCGGCGGCGGGAGUGGCCGCGCCUCAGCCCGCCGUGCCGGCCCCCAGCCCCGCCGGUCCCGGCUCGCCCGGCGCGCUCGAGCCCGCUGCCUACAAGCUGGAGGACCUGGAGACCCUGGCUACCGUGGGCACAGGUACCUUUGGACGUGUUCACCUGGUGAAGGAGAAAAUGGCCAAGCGUUACUUUGCACUGAAAGUAAUGAGCAUUCCUGAUGUCAUUCGACUGAAGCAAGAGCAACACGUGCACAAUGAAAAGUCUGUCUUGAAAGAAGUGAACCACCCUUUUUUGAUCAGAUUAUUUUGGACCAACCACGAUGAACGGUUUUUAUAUAUGCUAAUGGAAUAUGUGCCAGGAGGAGAACUUUUUAGUUACCUGCGCAACAUGGGGCGUUUCAACAACAGCACAGGACUGUUUUACUCGACGGAAAUUAUUUGUGCAAUAGAAUACCUGCACUCCAAAGAAAUAGUUUACAGAGACUUAAAACCUGAAAAUAUAUUACUAGACAAAGAAGGACAUAUCAAGCUUACUGACUUCGGAUUUGCAAAAAAACUGGUGGACAGAACGUGGACUCUCUGUGGCACUCCUGAGUACCUUGCACCAGAAGUCAUACAAAGUAAAGGCCAUGGAAGAGCUGUGGAUUGGUGGGCCCUAGGAAUUCUUAUAUUUGAGAUGUUGUCAGGGUUUCCUCCAUUUUUUGAUGACAAUCCAUUUGGUAUAUAUCAGAAGAUUCUUGCUGGCAAAAUAGAUUUCCCAAGGCAUUUGGAUUUAUAUGUAAAAGACCUUAUUAAGAAGCUGCUUGUGGUUGACAGAACAAGACGACUUGGAAAUAUGAAGAAUGGAGCUGAUGAUGUGAAGAGGCAUCGAUGGUUCAGGUCUAUAGACUGGGAUGCUGUACCUCAAAGGAGACUCAAGCCUCCCAUAGUGCCCAAAGUAUCCAAUGAUGGGGAUACUUCCAAUUUUGAAGCUUAUCCUGAAGAUGACUGGAAUAAAACACCUCCGGUACCUCCUAAAGAUCUAGAAAUUUUCAAGAACUUCUGAGUGUAGCAUCUACACUCAACAAGCAACUGGAAGGAAAUUGAAGUGCUAAGAGCAAUUCUGAAGAACAAUGGAGUUCAGAUACAAAGGAAGAUUUUCUUUGUGGCUAAGAAUGAUGCUGCAUUCAGAUAUGUGUAUUAGUAAAUGUCAAAAAAUAUGGAGGCAGGCAGGAAUAAUUUUUUGCUGUAAACAUUUGACCUUAGUUUAUUAAAUUGUAAUAAUGGUAGUCUGCUCUGAAGUAGACUGAUUAAAAUGAUAUUUUUAGGAUUAUUUUUUUUUAACUUAUGGUUGAAUUAAGUUUCCUGCUAUUCCCAGAUCCUUUUUGCAUAGUUAACUCAUAGACUUAAUUUUAUAAGUUUAUACUAAAGUUGUGUAAUUAAAAGCACAAAUUAGUAUAUAUGUAUAUAAUGGAUACAGUACAACUAAAGCACAGGAAUUGUGCAAAGAUGUAAAUUUUUGUACUUUGCAGAGUCUAUGAUUUUUAUUUUUCAGAUGAUGUUUUUCAAGGAGUUCUUUAGGAAUAAAAGUCUUAAAAAAGGAUAAAUGAGUUUUUCAUCAUCUUAUAUACAUUUUAUAAUUCUUUGUAAAAAACAGAAAUAAUUACGUUUUAAAACAGAUUUGUACCUAAAAUUUCCAAUGCCUCACACUUACAACUAUAGUACUUGAAAGCAGAAAGACCAGGGCACGUUUUAUUGUUGUUAAAGAUGUAUCUUAAUGGCUAAUUUAUGAAGUUCUGUUACAAUUAUGUCUUUUUGAAAACCAGAAUUUUGAGUGAUAAUACACUGUCUGAAAUGAGAUUCCUCACAUGAAAACUCACUGUAAACAUGCAAGUCAGUCCAUCCUGAUAAAAGGGCUUUAACUGGCUCUGACAGGAGUUGUUCCCUCACAAGUUUGUUGUCUUCUCCAAAUGUAAAGCAUGAGCCAUAACAGACCUUUUUCAUUAGCAAAAUAGUUGUUGUUGUUGUAUGCUGAACACUUCAGAAUAUCAGAGGAAAGACGGAAUAUUUAUUACAGCCUUUUCUCCUCCUCCUUUUUCGAAAAUGUCCUAGUCCCUGCUGCCAGCAAUUUCAUAUGUACUG
This is a messenger RNA of Melozone crissalis (California towhee), 2364 nucleotides long. It is a transcript of the gene PRKX, whose product is annotated as protein kinase cAMP-dependent X-linked catalytic subunit. The coding region runs from base 194 to 1288 and encodes 364 amino acids. NCBI's taxonomy places the organism in Eukaryota, Metazoa, Chordata, Aves, Passeriformes, Passerellidae. Gene Ontology annotation, molecular function: ATP binding; protein serine/threonine kinase activity. Gene Ontology annotation, biological process: protein phosphorylation. The transcript has 9 exons. The record is from RefSeq and is a predicted model, not a curated record.